Molecule: messenger RNA, 1618 nt
Organism: Hippocampus comes (tiger tail seahorse)
Lineage: Eukaryota; Metazoa; Chordata; Actinopteri; Syngnathiformes; Syngnathidae
Gene: pou4f4
Product: POU class 4 homeobox 4
Biological process (GO): regulation of transcription by RNA polymerase II
Molecular function (GO): DNA-binding transcription factor activity, RNA polymerase II-specific; RNA polymerase II cis-regulatory region sequence-specific DNA binding
Source: RefSeq, a predicted model, not a curated record
AGGAGAUUCUUUUCUUGUCUUUUUUUUUUGCAGCGGGCCACCCGGCCUGGCUCGGUCUGUCCUGAGUAAAACCGACGAAAGAGGCACGCGAAUGGGCGUGGAUGCCUCCGACUGGCUCACUCUGAUUGGCUGAGAUGCAUUUUGGGGGCGUGGUUUGCUUGCCAGGCUCUUCCUAUAAAGGCGUCUGGGAGGGGGGGCGGCGCAGCUUCGUCUUCAUCCUUCAAGUACUGCACAUGGGAGGACUGGAGGAUUUUCCACCGCUUUUCCUCCCUUUUUAAUACAUUUUGCAACUUUGUGAAGUGUUUUUUUUUUUUUCAUACUUGUGCAAAGAGGACGACGGAUCGCUGCCUCGCUGGCCCUCGCCUGCGUCAUCAUGAUGUCGAUGAACAGCAAGCAGCCGUUCAGCAUGCACCCCAUCCUGCACGAACCCAAGUACACGCCGCUGCACUCCAGUUCCGAAGCCAUCCGCCGGGCCUGCUUGCCCACGCCGUCGCUGCAGGGCAACAUCUUCGCCGGCUUCGACGAGACGCUCCUGCAGCGGGCGGAGGCGCUGGCCGCCGUGGACAUCGUGAGCCAAAAGAGCCACCCGUUCAAGCCGGACGCCACCUACCACACCAUGACCACCAUGACCAGCAUGACGUGCACGCCCACGUCGUCGUCGGCGCACCUGCACCACCCGUCCGUGCUCACCUCGCACCACCACCCGGCGGCGCACCACCACCAGCCGGCGCAGGGCCUGGAGGGCGACCUGCUGGAGCACCUGACGCCCGGCAUCUCCCUGGGCGCCAUGGCCGGCUCGGACGUGUGCUCCACGGCGUCGCACAUGAGCGCCAUCAACCACAUGCAGCACCACCACCACCACCAUCACCAUCCGCACCACCCGCAGUCCAUGAACAUGCACGCGCACGGCCUGGCCUCGCACGGCUCCCUGGGGGGCGCCGCGGCGGGGGUGUGGUGGGCGCAGGCGGCGGCGGCGGCGGCCAAGCUGGGAGUGACGCAGGCGGACGUGGGCGCGGCGCUGGCCAACCUGAAGAUCCCCGGCGUGGGCUGCCUGAGCCAGAGCACCAUCUGCAGGUUCGAGUCGCUGACGCUGUCGCACAACAACAUGGUGGCGCUCAAGCCCAUCCUGGAGGCCUGGUUGGAGGAGGCGGAGCGGGCGCAGCGAGAGAAGAUGGCCAAGCCGGAGAUCUUCAGCGGCGGCGACAAAAAGCGCAAGCGCACGUCCAUCGCGGCGCCGGAGAAGCGCUCGCUCGAGGCCUACUUCGCCGUGCAGCCGCGGCCCUCGUCCGAGAAAAUCGCCGCGAUCGCGGAGAAGCUGGACCUGAAAAAGAACGUCGUGCGCGUCUGGUUCUGCAACCAGCGGCAGAAGCAGAAGCGCAUGAAGUUCUCCGCCACGCACUAAAAAAAAAAAAAAACGACAAACGCGCGGAGAGAGCGAAAGAAGGAAAAGGAAAAGAGAAGAGAAGAAAGUCCCGCUUUUUUUUUUUUUUUUUUUGGUUUGCCUUUCACUUUGGAGAGACAAAUCGCGGAGGGGCUCUUUGUGCCUCGACAAGACGUUUCAUCACCUCGAGCGUUGUGGGAGGCAACGAAAUAAGACUUCGUUUCUCCACUUGAGCAG